This is a messenger RNA of Haliotis rufescens (red abalone), 1433 nucleotides long. Its product is annotated as proteasome assembly chaperone 1-like. Gene Ontology annotation, cellular component: endoplasmic reticulum. The transcript is spliced from 6 exons. Gene Ontology annotation, molecular function: proteasome binding. NCBI's taxonomy places the organism in Eukaryota, Metazoa, Mollusca, Gastropoda, Lepetellida, Haliotidae. Gene Ontology annotation, biological process: proteasome core complex assembly. The record is from RefSeq and is a predicted model, not a curated record. The coding region runs from base 42 to 863 and encodes 273 amino acids.
CUCUCCUUGAUACGAGAAAAUACGAUAUGUAAAUAUUCAACAUGGCGACCUUCUUUGGAGAAAUUUUGCCAGUCACGUCCCGUGCUGUUGACGAUGAUGAUGAAGAUGAAGAUGACGUACCUGUUGCAAGUUCCUCCUUUGUACACUGGUCGUCUAAGACAAGAGAGGAGAUGGAGAAGACUGCCACUAAGAUGCUGCCAUGUGAUACACUCAUCAUUGCUGUGGGACCAGCAGCAACAGGAUUCACACAAACGUUCAUAAUGCAAGACAGAUAUGAGACACUAGGAGGAGUCUUCAGCGGUUUGAAAGAUCGAGAUAUUGUGACACUUGGUCAGCAGUCACCGACAGACAAAACAUGCUUCCUGUACAGAUCCCUUGACAGUCCUGGGGUGGUCGUGUGUCAGUGUAAGACUGAUGUAACACAGGAACAGUGCUUCUCCUGGGUGGAAGAGGUUCUAGGUGGUUUUGAGCUGUCCAGUUGUUAUGUGGCUGUGCUGUGCUCUCUGAUGACAAGUGAAUAUAAAAGUGACAUUCCAAUCUCAGAACUCACAACUCCAUUUUUACGAGGGUUGAAGACGGCACAUUACCCAGCAUCCCCUGCCUGUGCGAUCCUGGAGCAGCCCAGUAUGUUGACCGGACUGCCCGCCCAAGUGAUGAGCUACUGCCAGGUGCACGGGGUGAAGGCCAUCGUCUACAUCAGCUACACCGACUCCAUCUUCCUCGACCUGCCCACGAUGAAGAUGUUUAAACCACUGCUUAAAGCAACACCUCUCAAGGAUGUUGUUAAGAGCAAUCCUCAAGGCGACAAGAUGCUGCUGAAAAUUGUUGACCAACACACAAGUCAGAACACACUGUAUUUGUAGUGAUCUGCGCUGGGCACUGGCCUCCUUUGUUAACACUCGUAUAGACAGUGCUUAAGAUGAAGGCUGCGGACAUGUUGGAGCUUACCGUGAACUGCCAGUCACUGCAUCAAUUAGUAUGCUGUUCAAUCUAUCUUCUGGCGGAAGGGUAGCCGAGUGGUUGAAGGUCGGCUUGUCACACCAAGGGCCUGGGUCGAGUCCGUUGUGGUACAUGGGUGAAGCCCUUUCUUGGUGUCCCACAUCAGGGCAUUGUUGGAAUAUUGCUAAAAGUGCUGUGAAACCAUCAGGGAGUAAUCAGGAAUAUUCAGCCUGCAUUGGAGGCAUGGAGGCAGUAGGGUAGCACAGUGGUUCAAGUGCUUGCCUGUCACAUCAGAGACUUGAGUUCAAGUCCCAACAUCUAAACAAGUACACCCUGUUGAAGUAAUGGACCAACUAAUGACCUCUCUCUACUAUGCUUGUCGUAAGAGGUGACUUAGGGGAUCGGGUGGUCAGGCUCGUUGACUUGGUUGAAGCAUGUCAUUGAUCCCAAUUGCAUGGAUCGAUGCUCAUGAUAUCAAUCACUGGAUUGUCUGG